UUACAGGGUUUUGUGCUAUGUCACUCAAUAGCCGGUGGAACCGGAUCCGGAAUGGGAUCGUUCAUGUUGGAAAGUUUAGCUGACAGAUUUCCAAAAAAAUUAAUUGAGACAUACAGUGUUUUUCCGAAUCAAGAUGAAAUAAGCGAUGUCGUCGUUCAACCUUACAAUUCGUUACUCACCUUGAAGAGAUUAACGCAGUGUGCUGACUGCGUUGUAGUUUUAGAUAACACCGCUUUAAACAGAAUUGCAUCGGACAGGCUGCACAUUCAAAAUCCAAGUUUUACGCAAAUUAAUAAAUUGGUUUCGACGAUCAUGUCUGUCAGCACAACAACGCUCAGAUACCCUUCGUACAUGAACAAUGAUUUAGUGGGUUUGAUAGCACCAUUAAUACCAACUCCCCGACUUCAUUUUCUGAUGACAGGUUAUACUCCACUUACCACAGAUCAAGAGGGAGCAUCGGUCCGAAAAACUUCAGUUUUAGACGUUAUGCGGCGACUUUUGCAACCAAAAAAUAUGAUGGUUUCCACGGCUUUAGACAGAAACGCGGCGCACUGUUACAUUUCAAUUUUAAAUAUUAUUCAGGGCGAAGUUGAUCCCACACAAGUUCACAAAUCUUUGCAAAGAAUUCGAGAAAGGAAACUGGCACAAUUUAUUCCCUGGGGUCCAGCCAGUAUUCAAGUGGCGCUCUCCCGGAAGUCUCCUUACAUACAAAGCACUCAUCGAGUAUCCGGUUUGAUGUUGGCGAACCACACAAAUAUUUCAUCGUUAUUCGAUCGAGCAUUGCAGCAGUACGACAAGUUACGAAAACGAGAAGCUUUUCUCGAACAGUUCCGAAAGGAGAAAAUGUUCGAGGAAAAUCUGGACGAACUGGACAAUUCACGAGAGGUGGUCGAAUAUUUAGUCAAGGAAUAUCGAGCCGCAACUAAAGCCGAUUAUCUCACCUGGAGUCCAACUAAAACCGACUAAAUCCACGAAAAAACGCUUCAAUUUCAUUUUUUUAGAUUUGAAAAUUUGAAAAAUUUUCACAUUAUCAUGCAGUUCUUGAUCAAAAUUUUCUCUCUUUAAAAAAAAAUACUCAUUUUCGUUCAAAGCUAUUUUUAUAACUAUCAAGUUUGUAAUUUUUAUUUUCUGAAUAAACUAAAUGGCGAAUAUUUGUUCGUUAAAAUGCCAGAUUCGAUAUUGUGACUCGGAAUUAAGAUCGAUUUAGGAUUAUUUUUUGUGCAAAAUAAGGACAGAAAUGUAUACAGAAAUUAUUUAUAAAUAAUAAAUAAAAAAUAGGCACGCGAA
Molecule: messenger RNA, 1287 nt
Organism: Belonocnema kinseyi
Lineage: Eukaryota; Metazoa; Arthropoda; Insecta; Hymenoptera; Cynipidae
Product: tubulin gamma-1 chain-like
Exons: 5
Biological process (GO): cytoplasmic microtubule organization; mitotic cell cycle; mitotic spindle organization
Cellular component (GO): gamma-tubulin complex; nucleus; microtubule
Molecular function (GO): structural constituent of cytoskeleton; GTP binding
Source: RefSeq, a predicted model, not a curated record